GUGAAAAAAUUAAGUUAAAAAUAAAAACAAAAAGAAGAAAAUUAUUGUUGUUGUCGAAAAGAAAUUGUUUUGAAGAAAUUUUCGUAUUCGUGAGUUUGUUUAGGGUGGUUUACGGGAGUUGAACUUAAAAAUAAAAUUGCGUUUCCUCGAAAACAUAAAAAAAAAUUUAAAAAAUUUUGAAUGAUAUGAAUAAUUUAUUAAACAAGAAUCUAAAUUUGUAGAAUUGAACAAAAAAAAAAUUGAACUUUCGCGACCGAAAUAAGCUCUUUGAAAAAAAAAAACACGCAAAUAGCUGUUUAUUUAAAUAUCGAUCUUAAUUAAUAAAACUAUAAUGUGUUCAAUUGCCAGACAAAUUUUUAUGCCAAAUAAAUAUAAAGUUUUUGCUUUAGGUUAUGGGGGAAUACCGAAAAAUUUUAUACAUCGUGGCGAUGGGUAUAGAAUGGUAAAUUCGCUAUACACAUCUUCUGUCGUACAUACUCAAAUUGAGAAGAAUCAAACCAAAAGAACGUUUUCUAAUAUCAAUCAUCCUGUUCCAGUAGCAGCUCGGCGAACGGUUUCAAAAGAUGAAAGUCGAGAAUUUAUGGCUGUAUUUCCUGAUCUUGUUCGUGAAAUAAAUGAAUUUCAUGCAUUGCAGACAAAACAAACAAAAAUUGUGUCUAAAUGGUUUACAAAGGUCUUACAAUAUAAUGUUCCGAAUGGAAAGAAAAAUCGUGGUUUAUUAACGGUUUUAACUUACAAAGAACUUGUAGAUAAAAGUCAAUUAACAGAAGAAAAUAUUCGAUUAGCACAAUAUCUUGGAUGGUGCGUGGAAUUGCUGCAAAGCUUUCUGUUAGUUCUUGACGACAUUCAAGACGAAAGCGAAACUAGACGGGGUCAACCUUGUUGGUACAAAUUGGAAAACGUUGGAAAAAUUGCAAUUAAUGAUGGAAUUAUGUUGGAGAGUACAAUAUUUUAUACCCUUAAAAAGCAUUUUAGUGAUAAAAGUUACUAUAUGGAUUUAGUAGAAUUAUUCCAUGAAGUAAUUUUUAUAACCAUCAUUGGGCAAGCUUUAGACUUACAAACGGCUACAAGUAAAAGCAUUUUGGAUUUUUCCAUGGAGAAAUAUAGAACGUUAGUGGCAAAUAAAACAUCGUACUACACUUUUUAUCUUCCUUUCGCAUUAGCUAUGCAAAUGGCAGGUUUUAAAGAUCCUGAAGCAUUUAGGCAAGCUAAGACCAUAUUGUUGGAAAUGGGACAAUUUUAUCAGAUUCAAGACGACUUUUUGGAUUGCUUUGGAGAUCCCGCGAUAACUGGGAAGGUUGGAACUGAUAUUCAAGAUCGCAAAUGUUCAUGGUUGGCUGUUGUAUGCUUACAGAGAUGUAAUGAAGCCCAGAAAAAUAUAAUGCUAGAGUGUUAUGGUCACAACGACCCUGAAAAGAUUGAGCGAGUAAAAGAAUUGUACAAAGAACUUGGUUUACCAAGUACAUAUGCAAUAUAUGAAGAAGAUUCAUAUAACAUGAUAAAAACGCACAUACAACAAACAUCACGCGGUGUUCCACAUCAGACAUUUAUUAAAAUAUUGGAUAAAAUAUAUCAAAGAGAUUCAUAAAGAAAGUAAAUGUCAAUUUUGUUAUUGACUUCUUUUUUGUUUUUUACUAAUGCCUGAUUCUUUUAAUAGUAAGAAGUAUAAGUAUUCGUAAGUGUUAAAUUUUAAUUAAUACUCUAAUUGAGAGGAUACAGUCAUAUUUUUUUUUUCGUAAAUACAAACUUUUUUACAAUAAAAAUUGGGUUCAUAACAAAAAAUAAACACUAAAAUUUAAUUAAA
Condylostylus longicornis is the source of this 1804-nucleotide messenger RNA. It is a transcript of the gene Fpps, whose product is annotated as farnesyl pyrophosphate synthase. Bases 332 to 1588 code for a protein of 418 amino acids. The transcript has 8 exons. Gene Ontology annotation, biological process: trans, trans-farnesyl diphosphate biosynthetic process. Gene Ontology annotation, molecular function: dimethylallyltranstransferase activity; (2E,6E)-farnesyl diphosphate synthase activity. Gene Ontology annotation, cellular component: cytoplasm. Lineage: Eukaryota; Metazoa; Arthropoda; Insecta; Diptera; Dolichopodidae. The record is from RefSeq and is a predicted model, not a curated record.